CUUCUGCGAUUCCAGAUAAUGGAAGGAGAUCCUGUCUAAAGCUUAAGGUCUUUGUGCGACCAGCAAACAGCUGUAUGAAAACUAUAGGUGUUCAUGAUCGUGUUUUCGAUGUUAACGACAAAGUAGAAAAUUCAUUAGAACCAGCAGAUGAUACCGUACAUGAGUCAGCCGAGCCAUCCCGUGGUGAGAAUGCGGCACAGACACCAAGGAUACCCAGCCGGCUUUUGGCAACUCUAUUGUUCCUCCUGGCAAUGCUUUUGAUAUUAUAGCACAGUAUGCUCCAGCAACCUGUCGCAGAAAAUAUCAGGGUCUUGGAACAUCAAAGAUCCACCUAACUGCUCAUCCCAGGAAAGGGACUUUAUUGUUUUUGCAGAUGUCAAAUUGUUAUUUUUCCCUUUUCUUCUCCCUUUUAGCCUGAACUCAGCAAAAAUUUGAAGGGGAUAACUAACUUCAGCACCCAUCCCUACCUGCCCUAUGACUUUCUUUAACCCCUCCAUAUAAAUAAAAGGACUCCAAAUGAAAAUGCCAAACUAUAAUAGUGACACUAGUGAUUCUUAUUUUCCUCUGCAUUCUCCUUUAAGAAGUCACCUCUGUUAGCUCACUGUGUCAUCCGUAUGUGGACAAGGAGGAUUAGUGGCAGAUGCAGUCAGUGAAGGAUAAGGAAAGUGGGUGAAAGCCUGGGAGAGUUUUUCUAUCUAAUACAAUAUUUAUACCUUCUCAUUCAGCACUGUAAGGUGAUCAUGCAAGGCAUCGUGUCGCCAUGUCAGGACUGGAAGGGAAAUAUUAAGAAUAGAUAUAACACCAUUUCCUCCAGGAGUUUCUAAAUGAACAGGCUUCUGAAAGGGAGGGACGAUGUUUCUUAUAGGACUGUAUUGAAGCAUCUUUGACAGUAGAAUUUGUUCUCAUGAGUAGAAAUGCUGUCUUUGGUGAGAGGAAGAAGUUAGUAUUUAGGAAUGUUAGCACACAGCAGGCAGAUUUAGAAAACUUCACUGGGGGUGUGAGUGCCUCUGUUAUUUCGUUUUAAGGGGAUAAUGCACACCAGAUUAUUUUAUUUUAAAACAAAUCACCGUGUGCUACAAUUUUUUUCUUGAAAUGCAGAGGCACUUUUGAGAAUAAAGUGACCUUCCCCAGCGCUGACUUAGUAGCUGAUAGCCUUGAAUGCUGCUAUGGGUGUUAAUACAUGCUAAGAGAGGACAUCAGUGGCCAGAGGAAACAUGUUUGGGACACAGGAUCUCCAGUGUGCUCUUGAUUUGUCUCUCCUGUAAGUUCCUCAGUCAUGGGAAUAAACCACAUGUAGAAGAAGCCAGGACAGUCUAGUAGCAUUGUUUGAUGGGGGGAAAGAAAAUAAGUGUGGAAUACAAAUUCAAGUGUUGAUUUGUUAUCCUUUCCCCGUCCAACACAAUUUGAAGAGUAGAGGAAACGUGUUUAUCAGCUGGAGAUAAACUAGAUGG
Molecule: messenger RNA, 1451 nt
Organism: Apaloderma vittatum (bar-tailed trogon)
Lineage: Eukaryota; Metazoa; Chordata; Aves; Trogoniformes; Trogonidae
Product: ephrin-A5
Exons: 3
Source: RefSeq, a predicted model, not a curated record